UUACUUCUCACUUUUACAGGAUUACUUCUUUACCUAGGUUUACAUAUUCUCUCGAUAUGGGGAAUACGGAGUCGGUAGACUAUUCAAUAGAUGAUGAUGAAAUUACGCCGCAACCUCCUCCUUAUGCUGGGCAUUCUGUGGACCACUAUUAUCAGAACACACGGCAGCAAUCCUCUUACAUACCAGAUAGUUUCAGCUCUCACACACGGCAGCAACCUUCUUACAUACCAGAUAGUUUCAGCUCUCACACACGGCAGCAAUCCUCUUACAUACCAGAUAGUUUCAGCUCUCUAGAUGAGGUUAUUUCUGCAUUAAGAGAAGCUGGUCUUGAGUCAUCAAAUUUAAUCCUUGGUAUUGACUUUACAAAGAGCAAUGAAUGGACAGGUAAGUAUUCAUUCAAUAGGAAAAGCCUCCAUGCAAUUGGUGGCACACCUAAUCCAUAUGAGCAAGCUAUAUCUAUAAUUGGCCGCACAUUGUCUCCUUUUGAUGAGGAUAAUUUGAUACCUUGUUUUGGAUUUGGUGAUGCAUCAACACAUGAUAAGAAUGUGUUCAGCUUCUUUCCUAAUCACCGAUCUUGUAAUGGUUUCGAGGAGGCUCUUGCAAGAUAUAAAGAGAUUGUUGCUUAUUUAAAAUUGUCAGGUCCAACCUCUUUUGCACCAAUUAUUGAUGCAUCAAUUGAUAUAGUGGAGAGAAGCAAUGGGCAAUAUCACGUCCUAGUCAUCAUUGCUGAUGGGCAGGUUACAAGGAGUGAUGAUUUGCCACCUGGAAGAUUUAGUCCGCAGGAACAAGAAACUAUAAAUUCUAUAGUUGAAGCUAGCAAAUAUCCUCUCUCGAUUAUUUUGGUUGGUGUGGGCGAUGGACCAUGGGAUGCAAUGCAACAAUUUGAUGAUAACAUUCCUCAACGGUCAUUUGAUAACUUCCAGUUUGUAAACUUCACAAAGAUCAUGUCUGAGAACAAGGAAAUGUCAAAGAAAGAAACAGCCUUUGCACUUGCAGCCCUCAUGGAAAUUCCAUUUCAGUAUAAGGCCACGCAAAAACUCAGGAUUGUGGAAAGUGGAAGAGGAGGGCCACGUACACAACCACUUCCCCCUCCACGUGAAGUGAUCCAGCAUGAUAAUGCAGUUAGAACAUACCCACACAUGACAAGUUCCCAGUCAGUUGAGCAUGCAACCUUCACAGAGCAGGACUGCCCUAUAUGCUUGACAAACCCAAAGGACAUGGCAUUUGGAUGUGGUCAUCUGACGUGCAAGGACUGUGGCGUAAGCUUAUCAUUGUGCCCAAUAUGUCGUGAGCCAAUAAUGACGCGUGUGAGACUGUAUUCUUGAGAAAAUUCUCGUCAGCUGCUGCAUGCUUGGAAACUUGUUGCUGAAAUG
Telopea speciosissima is the source of this 1373-nucleotide messenger RNA. Its product is annotated as E3 ubiquitin-protein ligase RGLG3-like. The transcript is spliced from 11 exons. The record is from RefSeq and is a predicted model, not a curated record. NCBI's taxonomy places the organism in Eukaryota, Viridiplantae, Streptophyta, Magnoliopsida, Proteales, Proteaceae. Bases 57 to 1325 code for a protein of 422 amino acids.